CCAGUGUACGACGUUGUGGUGGUCGGCGCCGGCCUCAUAGGCAGCGCGGCCGCCUACUACGCCGCGAAAGCAGGCAAGCGCGUGCUGCUGCUGGAGCAGUUCGAGCUGCUGCACGGCAAGGGCUCGAGCCACGGCAGCAGUCGCAUCUUCCGCGUGGCCUACCCGAGCGACACGUACACGGAGCUGUGUCUGACGUCGCUGCAGCUGUGGCGUGAGAUCGAGAGAGAGUCCGGCGUGGAGCUCAUCCGCAUGACCGGCGAGCUGGACUUCGCCUUCGAGCGGCUGGACGACAUCGUCCUCGUUGAGAAGACUCUGAAGAAGUACGACGUGCCGUUCGAGUCGCUGACCGGAGACCAAGUCAACCAACGCUUCCCCGGCUUCUCGUUGCCCGACAACAGCCACGCGGUGUACAACCCGCUGGCAGGGGUGCUGAACCCGACGCUGGCGAUGGCCACGAUGCAGAAAUUGGCCCAGGGACUGGGCGCGAGCAUUCGUGAACGCAGCCCAGUCACAGACAUCGUCGGUGAGCAGCAGGCGGAUGGGGCUACCCUUGCAGUCGUCACCUUGGCCGAUGGGACGCAAGUCCGUGGCCACCAGUGCAUUGUCACGGCAGGCGCAUGGACGAAUAAGGUGCUGAAGCGGUCGGACGUGGACAAGGUCAAGCUGCAGCCGAUCGCAACGUUCGGGACGUACUGGAGGUGCAAGCACGAGCUGUACACCCCGGACAAGUUCCCCGUGUUUCUCAAGUACGGGUACCCGGAGAUGUACGGCUUGCCCAUGAUGAGCCCCGAGGAAGGAGUCAAAAUUUGCCGCCACGAUGGCCCCGACGUCAACCCGGACGCGCGUCAGGGCGUGGUUCAGCCUGCACCCGAGCAAGAAGACCUACAAGAUUUCGUCGCGGACAACUUUUCGCAGGUUGACUCGAGCGCGCCCAACCAUGUGGAUCACUGCAUGUACACGAUGACGGAGGACGCCAACUUCCUUAUCGACUUCCUCCAAGUCCCGUCCGGUGGGUCUGCAACGAAGAAAAUUGUCGUAGGUGCCGGCUUUAGUGGCCACGGGGCCAAGAUGACGCCCGUGAUCGGCCAAAUGCUCGCGGACCUGGCGCUAAAGGGAAAAACGCACCAGCAUCCUGACGGAUUCCGCCUCUCGCGGAAGAUUUCCGCUGCGCUGGAACACCACUCGUUCUCGAAGUUGUAAGAAGGCACCACUGCCGGCGUGCCCAGCAACGCAGAGUAGUCGUGAAGUUUAACCACAAAUUGAUUUGAUCCGCAU
This is a messenger RNA of Phytophthora sojae, 1275 nucleotides long. RefSeq lists its product as hypothetical. Gene Ontology annotation, molecular function: sarcosine oxidase activity; flavin adenine dinucleotide binding. The transcript has a single exon. NCBI's taxonomy places the organism in Eukaryota, Oomycota, Peronosporomycetes, Peronosporales, Peronosporaceae. The record is from RefSeq and is a predicted model, not a curated record. Bases 250 to 1200 code for a protein of 316 amino acids.